CCCGGGAGGCGGAGGCGCGGGGGAGGAGGCCCCGCUUGGCUCCGCAGCCCCGGAUGCUGCAUGACUUCAUCUUUCCGCCGGCUCCCCUGCUAGGCUAGGGCCGGUCCGGCAGCUAGCCCGCCGCCCGCGCCCCGCCGCAGUCCCGCGCCCACCCCGCACCCGCCAUGUCCGAGAUCCUGCCCUACAGUGAGGACAAGAUGGGCCGCUUCGGCGCCGACCCCGAGGGCUCUGACCUCUCCUUCAGCUGCCGCCUGCAGGACACCAACUCCUUCUUCGCGGGCAACCAAGCCAAGCGACCCCCCAAGCUGGGCCAGAUCGGCCGAGCCAAGAGAGUGGUGAUCGAGGAUGACCGGAUAGACGACGUGCUGAAAGGGAUGGGGGAGAAGCCGCCGUCCGGAGUGUAG
This is a messenger RNA of Mesoplodon densirostris (Blainville's beaked whale), 404 nucleotides long. It is a transcript of the gene CAMK2N2, whose product is annotated as calcium/calmodulin dependent protein kinase II inhibitor 2. NCBI's taxonomy places the organism in Eukaryota, Metazoa, Chordata, Mammalia, Artiodactyla, Ziphiidae. The coding region runs from base 165 to 404 and encodes 79 amino acids. The transcript is spliced from 2 exons. The record is from RefSeq and is a predicted model, not a curated record. Gene Ontology annotation, molecular function: calcium-dependent protein kinase inhibitor activity; protein kinase binding. Gene Ontology annotation, biological process: negative regulation of protein kinase activity.